Vitis vinifera (wine grape) is the source of this 5053-nucleotide messenger RNA. RefSeq names its product casein kinase 1-like protein HD16. The record is from RefSeq and is a predicted model, not a curated record. Gene Ontology annotation, biological process: peptidyl-serine phosphorylation; signal transduction; endocytosis. The transcript has 16 exons. Gene Ontology annotation, molecular function: ATP binding; protein serine/threonine kinase activity. Lineage: Eukaryota; Viridiplantae; Streptophyta; Magnoliopsida; Vitales; Vitaceae. Gene Ontology annotation, cellular component: cytoplasm; nucleus. The coding region runs from base 320 to 2407 and encodes 695 amino acids.
UUGUAGAUGAACCACCUUUCCUCAAACGUUAAACCCGAAAAAUAAAAGAAAAGGAAGAAGGAAAAAAAAAAAAAAAAAAGGAGAGAGAAAGGCUGUUGCUUGUCUCAUCUCUCUUUCUUUCGUUCUAUCUGUGUUAGUAGAAUCCUUUCAUUUCAUUUCCCUCCACAGAUCUCCAAAAUCUCAGACCAUCCAACCCUAAUUUUUCUCUCUGUAGAAAUUUGGGGUUUCGGCUGAUAUCUAAUUCUUCUGGAUGCUUCCAGAAGGUUCUCCGAAGCUUGGAAUGGGGUUUCGGCUGAUGAAAUAUCAUGGAUGAAUUACGAUGCCUGAACUGCGUAGUGGAGUGCGCAGAGGCCGGGCACACAGGAACCCCAACGCGAUUCGAAUCGAGGACCAGAGUGUGACAGCGGUACGGACCCGACCUAGGAGGGCCGCGCAGAAUAGGAGGGGCGAGGUCGUUGUCGAUGGUGGAGAGAGGGACAUCUUGAGGGGGUUGGGUCUGCAAGCGACGUCGUUUGAGGAAGAGGAGGUUAAGGUUUUGGGUGCGACUGGUGGUGGUAGUGGUCCCCCAAGAGAAGAGGUUGCGGAGAAGGAGAUGGAUGAGUACGAUAGCGGCGGAAGGAGCGGCGACAAGGGUCCCGGAGCUGAAGAUGAGGGAAGCACUGCGCCGCUUCCUGAGAAGGUCCAGGUGGGUGGUUCUCCAGUUUACAAAAUUGAUAGAAAACUGGGGAAAGGAGGCUUUGGACAAGUUUAUGUUGGGCGACGCAUUGGUGGAAAUUCAAAUGAAAGAACUGGCGCAGGAGCUGUAGAGGUUGCCUUAAAAUUUGAGCAUAGAAGCAGCAAAGGGUGCAAUUAUGGACCACCAUAUGAGUGGCAAGUUUACAAUGCACUUGGUGGCAGCCAUGGUGUGCCACGGGUACAUUACAAGGGCCGACAAGGUGACUACUAUGUCAUGGUUAUGGAUAUGCUUGGACCUAGUUUGUGGGAUGUUUGGAAUAACAACUCACACACGAUGUCCAUUGAAAUGGUAGCAUGUAUUGCUAUUGAAGCAAUCUCUAUAUUAGAGAAGAUGCACUCUAGAGGGUAUGUGCAUGGGGAUGUAAAGCCUGAGAACUUUUUGCUUGGUCCUCCAGGAACUAAUGAGGAGAAAAAACUGUUUCUUGUUGACCUUGGAUUAGCCACCAAGUGGAGAGAUAGUUCAACUGGCCUUCAUGUUGAAUAUGAUCAACGGCCAGAUGUUUUCAGGGGAACAGUACGUUAUGCUAGUGUGCAUGCUCACCUUGGAAGGACUGGAAGCAGAAGAGAUGAUUUGGAAUCUCUUGCUUACACCCUCAUUUUUCUUCUCCGUGGACGGCUGCCUUGGCAAGGUUACCAGGGAGAGAAUAAAGGGUACCUUGUUUGCAAAAAGAAGAUGGCAACAUCUCCAGAAGCUUUGUGUUGCUUUUGUCCUCAGCCUUUUCGGCAGUUUGUUGAAUAUGUGGUGAACUUGAAGUUUGAUGAAGAACCUAAUUAUGCAAAAUAUAUCUCCCUCUUUGAUGGGAUUGUGGGUCCAAAUCCGGAUAUCAGGCCAAUAAACACUGAUGGUGCUCAGAAGCUUAUAUAUCAGGUUGGACAUAAGAGAGGACGACUGACAAUGGAGGAGGAUGAUGAUGAGCAACCAAAGAAGAAGGUCCGAAUGGGAAUGCCUGCAACACAAUGGAUUAGUGUUUACAAUGCUCGUCGGCCUAUGAAGCAAAGGUAUCACUAUAACGUUGCAGAUGUGAGACUUCCCCAGCACGUAGAGAAAGGAAAUGAAGAUGGAUUAUAUAUUAGUAGUGUGGCUUCUUGUUCAAACUUAUGGGCCCUAAUUAUGGAUGCUGGCACAGGCUUCAGUGCUCAAGUUUAUGAACUCUCUCCUUAUUUCCUUCACAAGGAAUGGAUUAUGGAACAAUGGGAGAAGAACUAUUACAUCAGUGCAAUAGCAGGAGCUAAUAAUGGGAGCUCAUUGGUGGUGAUGUCCAAGGGCACGCAAUAUUUACAGCAGUCCUAUAAAGUCAGUGAGUCAUUUCCAUUUAAGUGGAUAAAUAAAAAAUGGAGAGAGGGUUUCUAUGUUACUGCUAUGGCCACUGCAGGAAGUAGAUGGGCGAUUGUCAUGUCUCGUGGUGCUGGAUUUUCUGAUCAGGUUGUAGAGCUAGAUUUUUUGUAUCCUAGUGAAGGUAUUCAUCGGAGGUGGGAUAAUGGUUAUCGCAUCACAGCAACUGCAGCAACCUGGGACCAGGCUGCUUUUGUUCUUAGUGUACCAAGAAGAAAACCUGCAGAUGAAACACAAGAGACGCUCAGAACUUCUGCUUUUCCUAGCACACAUGUCAAGGAGAAAUGGGCAAAAAAUCUUUACAUUGCAUCAGUUUGCUAUGGUCGGACUGUUUCUUGAGCUGGCAAAGUUUUAUCAGGAUGUUCACUGAAGUUAUUUUUGACUGCUCAUGCAUACAAGCUGUGAGCCUGCUCUUACCAUCCAUGCCCUGUCUGCAAAACCCAAAUCUUUCCCGCAGCAAAACUGGUCAUCAUGGCAGUUGGGCAUUGAUGUAUGCAAAACUUUACUUAAUUGUCACCAUCACAUUGCACCUAUUACUAACACCUGUGCACUGUCUUUCAAUUGUAUCGAAAUGCUUUCAAGCUAAUGUCUAUUCCAUCUGGAUGGGGUUAUUUUACUUACUGUUGAAAAGGUUGUAUAGUCUAGAACAAUAAUUACUUUAUUGAAGGCAUGUGCACAGGUCAUGUUUCGAUUGUUGUUAUUUUGAGAAACAUGCAAUUUUUAAGAUUUUCCGACAGAUAAUGGACAUUUCAAUUCUCUCUGGUUCUUUAUGCUCUUUCUUUUUUGGUCUCUUCACACAACCUAUGUUUGUUUGCUGUAUGACCUCGGAGAUUUUUUAACUUGACUUGAGAGAAUGAUACUCAUGUGUAUUAAUCUUCAGAAACAGUUCUUAUAACAUCUUAAUCAGUUUAGCUGUCUUUUUCCCCCUAUUUUUCAAUUCAUUGUGCCUCUUCCAAAUGACUCAAAGCAUACAUUGCAUGGAUUCUCUGAAUAUAUGCAAGUACUGUGUGUGGGAAUAUGGCAACAUGGAUUUUUUCCAGUUUUCUUCCGCAAACUAGGAGCAUAUAUUGCAUGGAUUCUCUGAAUAUAUGCAAGCACUGCAUGCAGGAUUAGCAACAUGGAUUUUUUCCAAUUUUCUUCCACAAACUAGGAGCAUAUAUUGCAUGGAUUCUCUGAAAAUAUGCGAGGAUGGUACCAUGCAUACAUUUUGUUAAUUGCAGACUUUUUAGUUUACCUUUUUUUUUGGUGGUUUCCUAUCUGUUGAUUUGACUUGAAUACAUUGUUUCUCUUGAAUGAACUUCGCACAUUGACAACCAGAUAUUUGAAUACCUUAAUGCUAAUGUACUCUACAUCAAAUUAUCCCAAGAGGCUUCAUGUGAUAAUUUAUUGAUAGAGUGGUCAUUGCAGUCAAUAUUUUGCAGUGGAUGUGAACCACAUUUAAAUGUUUCAUUAUUUGAAAAAUUGGCGGAAGCAAACUAUUGUCUUGAUUCUUUCAACCAUUUUCUUAAUUGAAGAAUAUUUGGAAACUAGGGAACACUUGAACCAUUCAUGAAUCAAACUGAGAGGCUUGGCUUGGCUUGGCUUGGCUUGGCUUGGCUUUUGGGAUUGACCCUAUAGGAUAAUGGUUGGGAAGCAUUUUAUGUUGUAAUAUCCACAUCACACUGUUACUUUCACUCAGUUCAUACUUUAAGCUGGUCAUUUGACACUGAACAUAUUGGUGGCUGCUUGGUUAGAUUACUGUUGUUAAAGUUUGAGGAUGUGAAUGUACUAGAUAUGUUGGUAUAUAAUUUAUCAUGGGCUGAACGAUUUUGGUCAAGAUCUUUGCUUUGGAACAGAAGCACAAUUAGCUGAGGCACCUUUGUCAUACCAAGAAGCCCACCAGCUAUUACACUUGGUAAGGUCCUAGCCUGCCUGGAAUAUCACUUGGAAAUCUCAUACAAAGUUCCUUAGCUUGCUGUUUAUACUCGAGUUGAGUUGAAAUUGGACUUUGCUGGCAUGGCUUUUAUGUCUGUAUGGUGUAGUCACUAAAUAUGAUGAUCUAUGAUUGGUUUUAUCUGUUUCAUUUGAUAUAUAAUCUGUGAAAGUCAUAGGUUUCCUCAAACCUUGUGAACAGAAGCAGCAGACGAUGUACAAGUUGAAAAUUUACAAGUGAGACAUCUGAUUCUGUAUAUUACUUUCUAACCAUUGGGAUUAUUCGUGCAUAUGGAUGUAUCCUCUUCUUUCUCUGCUGUUGGUGCUGCACACUUGGACACGACCUGGUUCUGACACUUGUCAUGCAUUUACAGGGCUGUGAAGGUGACUGCUACAUGGUAUGUGUCAUUUGCUUUUAUGUGCACUUUCUGAAUUCUAGGUGCUGUGACCUUUAGAAUGACCUGCACUUCCAAGGGUUUCUUUUUCUGUUGUUUCUAGAGGGCUAACCAGAUGGUUUGGGUUCAAGCAGGGUUCAUUUUGAGCAUGGAAUUAUCACAUUGUGACUUUCUUGAUGGCCUGUUGAAGCGGGGAAUGUUCCCUUCAGAAGCAAGGCGCAAUUGAACCUGCAUCUUCUGAUUAACCUGAUCGGAAUUAAAAAAAAAAAGGGUCUUUGCUUUGUCGAUUUUGUGCUUCUCUACAGCUUCCUAGGUUUUCACCCUCAUUGCAGGUAUGAUUGGUUUGCACCUAUUAGCCAUUGGUGGUCAAGCUGCCUACCCAAAUAAGAACUGUUGACGCCAUAAAUUGUUUGUGGACACGGUAUACUACGAGUGCUGCCAACAACAUCCAUGUCUGAACUUAACAUGUUAAAUUCCUAUCUGAUACAUAUCUGUGCCUGUUUCUUGUUUUUUGGCAACUCCAAGCCAUGAUUUAAUAGGGAGACGGCAUAUGCUGAACUUGAAGAUUUUAUGGUCAUCUCAGUGUAUUGUGGUAUUUUAUAGAUCAAGAGCGAUGGCUGUGAUACUUGAUAGAAGUGUUAUUGAGAAAUCUAUUUAAUAGAUUGGACAUUUGAUUUCA